UUUUGAUAAUAAAUGACAAAUAAUCACGAUUAGGAAGUACCUAUGAAAUGAAACAUUAUGAUCUCGAGGAGGAUGCACAAGCAAAUAUUUAGCAGCUAACAGCCUCAGGAGUCAGGAUACAAAUUAAAUAACAAUUUAAGGUUGCCUAAGGAGAAUGGAGGAGUUGUCAACAGGAGCCCAAGAAACUAAUGAUGUUAAGAGUGAAGAGAACAGUCCUCAAAAUGGAAAUGGAAGGGACUCUCCACCUCCAAAUUGUGCAAUAUGCCUUGGGACAUGUAAAAAUAAAUCAUUCACAGAUUCAUGUCUGCAUCAGUUCUGUUUCAAAUGUCUCCUCACAUGGAGUAAAGUUAAAGCUGAGUGUCCCUUGUGUAAACAGAACUUUAAAUCCAUCAUUCACAGUGUGCGUUCCAUUCAUCAGUAUGAGGAAUAUUUGGUGGUUAGAGAUCCGCCGGAAGAAAUUAAUAUAGAGAGGUUUACAAAUGCAGCUCGACGAUUUCGAUACAGAACAACACUGACUAUUCCACGACGGCAGUCAAUUGCCUUUCAGCAGUUGUUACUCCAGCACUAUCCAAUGAUGGCCAAUGUGUUCAACACACCCGCUCAUCGGCGCCGGGCCCCGUCUUACUUCCGCCGGACUGUAUACAGACACAACUUAUGGGCUCGCCCUCUUCCGGACUUUACUGGACGCUACAGAGACUGCACUCCCAACUUUUAUAGGUACAAUACUUCACAAAUGCAUCGAUUGGUGCCAUGGCUCAACAGAGAGUUACACUAUCUAUUAAAUGAGAAUUCAGGACAUAUAGCUUAUGUACUGAACCAAUUGAUGAACCUGUUUCCUCGGUACCAUAUCAACUCACCGGAGUUUCGAGAGACAGCCCAAAGAUAUUUCGGCGAGAGAACAGAUCACUUUUUGCAUGAAUUGUAUUGUUUUGCUUCGACCCCAUACGACUUAGCUGGCUAUGAUCGUAACGUGCAGUACACAACGGAUUCUAGAGUAUCGUCUAUGGUCAAUGAAGUGAUCUCCAGUUCUGAUUCAGAUUCGAGUGCGGACUCUGACAUAGUGUUGAUAACGCGAUCGGAAGCAGCCGAACCUCCGCCAGGACCCUCGCGGGUACCACCACCGCCACCAACACUAUCGCUGCAAACACCACCACCUGCACCUGUCUACCCUCAUAAUAGUAUUUCCACACCAGUGCAAAACAGCAUUGUGAUUGAGACUAUAUCCCAGUCUGAGUCUGAUGGUGAUGAGGUUAUGGUUGUUGGUUAUAUUAAGCCACCACACGCUCGGACCCCUGAAGUUGUCGAUCUAUUGGGAUCAGAUAGUGAUGUUGUUGUGGAGGAAGUAGUUCCACCAGACCCACCUCAAUCUUCAACUAGUGUGACGGCUACGACAAGAGCAGAACCGGAAAAUAAACCUGAACUUCUGGUAAAAUUAAAACUGAGCCAACCACAAAAUAGUGAAACAUCUGAAACCUCGCAUGUAGACGAUAAUAAUAGCAGUUCUUACACACCACCACAAACGCGUAAGAGAAAAAUGCGGUCUAGCACCACCUCAAGUAGUCAAUCCUAUACCACAACAGAUACAACAGAAUCCAGUACAACACCUAGAUCAAGUAGUACGCAGGCCACUGCCUCUUAUUUUGGCGAUUCCAGUGAUAGCUCUUACACAGAGCUUGAAAGGAAGAAAAAGAGGAAAAGGUCUAAAAAGAAGAGUACUAGUACUAAUAAAAGUAGAACAAAAUCUAAGGAUUCUUCGCGUAAAAACAGGAAAGCUCGUAGUGAUAAAAUGAAAACCGUCAAAGAGGAACCGUCAAAUAAGAAAUGUAGGAAAUCUAAUUCUGGUGAAGGAGUGAAAAGAUCUAAAAAAUCAAGUGUAAAUACAACAACUGAAAGGGAAGAUUCUCUUGCUAAUGGAGACGGAGCUACCACCAGUGGUGUUAUAACAAGAAAUAGAUCAGAGCAGAGGAAACGCGAAAGCAGAAGACUGAAAAGUGUUGUUAAUGUUAUACAUAAGUCUUUAAAAAAUUCCAGUGUACGUGAAGCAUCCAGUCAACCGAGUUGCUCCACCUCCCAUGUGACACGAACUAUUCCACAAACGACAAAAAAGUGCUCCGCAGAAUACUCUUCCCCAGAUAAUACUGCGUCAGAUUCAUCUGAUUCCGAAUUUAAUAUACCAUUGAAUCUAACAAUUCACAGAUCAAAGUUUUCAAAAUGAGGGUACAUUGACGCAACUGUUACUGUGAUAGUUACUAUUUAGAUAUUUGUAAAUUUUGUUUAAUUUAAGAGGCCAUAGAUAUUAUUAUGAAUUUGUGGAAUGAAAUUAUUUUAGAUUAAUGUACAGCCGUAAUUAUUAUCCGGUAGUAGAUCAUUAUUCUACCUUAUAUAUGCCUAAGUAGAAUGUAAUUCAUCAAAAUAUGAUUGCUCUGUUGAGUCUACUUAAAUGAGGUUUUUAUAUAAUUUGUUUAUAGUUUUAUUCUUAUAUCUCAAGUAUAAUUAGUACAGGUAUGCUAACAUAAUAAAACUGAUUAUUUACAUUUUAGUUACUCCAUCCGUAAUUGUAAUAUGUUAAAAUUAAAACGAUAAUUGUGAAUGAUUUGUAGACAAGUGUGGGGCCAAUUAAAUUGGCGUUACAAUGUGAUUUGCAAUUGACUAUUCUUCGUAAGGGUAUGUUACUGAGAAGGACACCAGAAAGAACUGAAUGAACUUGCGUUUUUAUAGCAUAUAAUUCUUAGAUUAAAGAUUGGCCCCCGCUGCGCUCCAACUAGAUACCGCAGGCGUAGUCGCAAAAUGCGUCAACUAAUACUACGCCCAAGUGGGCGUACUUGAGCCGGUCUUCAGCAAUGUGUGACGUUGACGUUCCACAUAUUUUGUUAAACUUUGCUAAUAAUUGAAACUAAAAUGCAGAGUUGCGCAGUUAAACUUUGUAAAAAUAACACUACUUACAAGAGAUAAGAAAGACACUGGGAUCACAUAUCAUCAGUAAGUAUUUUGUAUUUUAUUAAUUUCAAUGUAAAAUAACACGAAGCGUAUAAUAGUAAAAAAAGCUAUUGUUCUUGGGUAGUGCGGUAUAUCGUUGGAGCGCAGCGGUGACCAAUCCUUAAUCUAAGAUAUAAUUAUUAAUUAGAUUACUCGAAAUCCAAACAAUAUUUAACUCGACACUUUUAAAUAAAUGCUAUAGAAUAAUAACUGGUGUAGAACAGCAUAAUAUAUCCAGGUAAGUUUUAAAAUCUUUGAGCAAUUAUGCACUAUCAUUUGACACCACGAAUGUUGACGUAUUCAGGUAACUAAAGGUUUAUUGCGGUUACAAAUCAGGGGCGUGCAUUGCUUUUCUAGCAAGGUGGCACUGUGGAUCUAACUAGUCGUAGUAAGCUUUGGAAUAUGCAAAGAUUGCUUACAAUAGGUAUCUGGUAUCUAGUGUUAGGAAUUUUUUACGCACUUUUUACACAAAUUAUCUUGCCCCAAGUUAAGCAUAUAUAGCCUGUGUUAUGGGUUACAAGACAAUGAUAUAUUUAAUACAAUAUACAUACUUAAACAUACAUAAUUUCAUAUAAACAUACAUAAAUACAUUUAAACAUCCAUGACUCGGAAACAAACAUCCAUAUUCAUUAUAUAAAUGCUUGCACCUACCGGGAUUCGAACACGGGACCUCUAGCUUAGUACUCGGCUAUACAGGUCGUCUAUUACUAUUAUUACUAUUUAUGAGUGGGUGUUCAAUAGAAGUUUAUAAUAUAGCGGAACCAAAUGAAACUAAAUUAACUUUAACACUAGUGCUAUAUUUAUCUAGGUUUAUAACGAGGUAGGCACUGCCUAAUUGCCUGUAUAAUAUGCACACCCCUCGUACAAAUACUAUGUUCUUCAUGUUUACGUCACGGAAUAACGGUCGCGCGUUGAUACAGGGACGGAAGCUUGUGAUACGUCAUCGUUGACGUCAGUAGGUGAUAGUGAGUUUGCUAGAUAGAUACUUUUGAAUGGUCUUUGUGGACCUGACGUGUGUCAAUAUCCACAACACCACAAACUUCGCCCAUUUGCAAAAGCGACAAUCUUAAUCUCAAUUUUGAACUUUCCGCUAAGUAAAUUGAAAAUUUUCAAAAAAAAAAAACGGGAAGUUAUUGGUUUUACCACGUUUUUCGUGAAUCGAGUUUUCUGAUCUGAUCUCGUCGUUUUAAGGUCCUAGGAAGCUUCCCUGAUUAUUCCCGCGAUGGUGUCCGUAUGUCUGUAUGUAUGUAUGUGUGUGUAUGGAUGUAUCUAAAGCUCUUAUGAUUUUUGAACGCCUCGACCCAUUUCACCGUGGCUUGCGCCAGUAGAAAUGGCUUGACCAAACUUAGUUUUUGAAUACCAUUCGGACCGGUAGAUUUUCAGAAAUCUCAAAAAUAACUACAAAUUUUUUAGCUUGUGUUUUUUUUUUGGAAUAACUUUUAAACGGCUUUAUCGAUCGAUUCCAAAAACUAAUCAGCGCUUAACAUCAAAAAACGACAUCGAUCGCCGCCACCAAGUCGGUCAAAAUGUUAUCCUUGAUGAAAGAAAACCGAAAAAAGUGUUUUUCGUAAUGAGCGUUAUUCCUUAUGUCAAAAUUAAUUAAUUUUCUUUCGCUAGAUGGCGCUGUCAUACUGUAGCAAUAAUUGGUGAGUAAUGAGUACCUAUAUGAUAUUAUUCUUUGAUAUUUAAUGAUUAAUAAUUAUUAUUCUGUCUGAAUAAUAAUAUAAUCUGCUGAUCUUGCAUCAUAUCGUGUUUACUUUGGAUUUAUUUAAAUUGACGACUAAGGACUGCUAUUUGGAUAGCAAUUUCUGCUUUAAAUGACGACUCGGCUACAGCUAUUGGAUUUUUGUUUGUGCUGUACGACAGUACAACUAAUUGUUUACUUACUACUAGGUACUUAGAUACUAUAAGUAUAAUCUUAUAUAUCUAGGUAACUAGAAUCUAGACAAACAAACAAAACAAGCAAAGGGGAAAUCGGAGCGAAAUCAUGAAACGUCAACGCAAGUGACAGAAUAUUAAUAUGAUCUAUGUUUGACGUUUAUUGCUAUGACUCGGGAAUUCAUAUGGGUUGUUAGAGCACCGCCAUCUAUCGUCAUCUUCAGAAAAAUAAAAAUUGAAUAACGCUCAUUACUUCGAAAUUCCCCGUUCGAUCAAUUGGAACUCGAAGAUUCUUUAUGAGACUCAUAAAACUCCCUCGAAUGCCGCCAUUCAAAAGUUAUUGCCGUUUGAAAAUUAAAAAAAAAGUGUUUCAUUAAACUUUUAUCAAACAUGAUUUUGAGAAUGAGUUUUUAAAAUUACUUCGAAAUUUAAUGUUAAUCUUACCGAAUGCAUGUUCUGAGUUCUUUAAGUGUGUGCUGACAUACGAAAGGGCUUAACCAAACUGAGAUUUUUGAUACAAUUUGAACUGGUAGAUUUUGAGAAAUCUCAAGACAACUAUGAAAAAACAACGUUUUUUGGAAUAGUUUUUAAACGUAUUUACCGAUCGACUGAAAACUUAUAAAAUAGGGUUUAAUUUAACUUUUAUCAGACUUUUGAGUUCGAAGAGCUAUCUGUUAGCUAUCUGUUUGAGCUCUAAAAGCUCAAAUGACACAAAUUAUAUUUUUGACCUUGAAUAAUCUCAAAAUCGUCAAAAGUACAAUUUGAAGCGAAUUAGCGACAAGUUGCAGUAGUGGCCUUUGGGGUCAACCGUUUUCCUAAUCUAUACUAAUAUUAUAAAGCUGCAGUGUUUGUUUGAACGCGCUAAUCUCUGGUACUACUGGUCCGAUUUGAAUGAUUCUUUCAGUGUUGGGUAGUCCAUUUAUCGAGGAAGGCUAUGGCUAUAGGCUAUGUUUUUUUUCAAAAUUAGGGAUCCGUAAUAAAAUUGCUAUUUUGUAACACAAGGUGUAAAAUCGAAAACCUAUUUUUGCGUGCGCUGCAAAAACUAUUGACAAUAGAACAAAAUGAUGUACAGGCUAUAAUAUAGGCAAUAUUUAAUUACUUAUAAAAUUAUCGCGUGAAUUAUACUUUAUAUGGUAAAACAACGUUUGCCGGGUCAGCUAGUUUUUUAUAUUAGUGAUUGAUAUCCAUUCUGCAUUUUCAUUACAUUGUAGGGGAGGCCCACUCAAAGCAGCGAUAUUAACAUUGAUUUAAAAAGGAGCUACUUUUAAAGAGAAUUUUAUAAUAAUAAAGAAUUUGUAAUUUAUCUGAAAACCAUAUUUUAGCUGUCAUACAGGCUGGUAAGUGCCACCACAACAUCGCACAAGAGAUGUAUUUUUGUAGAAAUAACAUCACUCAUAAUAAAGUAAAAAGCCAAAACUUUAAAAAACACAUGUUUGUUUUUUUAAAUACAUAAAACAAUAUUUUCUGCGAUCAUAACCAUUUUAAUUAUUUUAUCAGUCAUAGGUAAUACACUUUUUUAAAUAUUCUAUUAUUUUCGCAAUUUUCGUAUAAACUUUUUGAGUUAAUGUUUAAGCAGGGGAGAGUGCUACAGUACCUACAGAGUCUCAUUAAGGUUUAUCUACAAAAAAAGUAAAAAUACUUAACAUUACAUUUUGUAUACCUUCUGAUAUAUUUACAAGUACUAUUGUGCUUCAUGGUGAACUAUAAUAAACGCUGUGCGGUAUUUACUUUUUAGAUUGUAGGCUAGUUACCUGUUAUUCAGACAGUGAAAAAGUAGUAAAAAAAAAAUAAAGAACAAAGUACAAAAUAGGUUCCUUAUCUUUUUAGGGUCAAAUUAAAUUAGCUAGCGAAACUCCACAGAUGUGAUGGGUAUCGAUAUCGAUAUCUAAACUUGUGUUUGGUGAAUUUGGUCAAAAUAAAAUCACAGAGAGCGGCUGCGAAAAUUUUCUAAUUUUUCAUAAUAUGUACCGUCCAAGAUGGCGGCUGCAAACGUUUUGACAUUUUUCGUCAUGGGUAUCGUUUUUAAUGGUUUUUGGGAAUGUUAAAGCCGAUAGUGAAUUCGAAAUGAAAAUCCAAGAUGGCGGCGUCAAAAAUUUUGUUAUUUUUCGUCAUGGGUGUCGAAAAGUUUCAUGGUUUUUGAGGAUGUUAACCCUCUGUAACUCAUGACCUAUAAUUUUUUUGUGUUUAUUUGUUUCGUAAUAAUUGGAAAAAAAUAAAAUACACGUGUUUCAG
Messenger RNA from Leptidea sinapis, 7086 nucleotides. It is a transcript of the gene Topors, whose product is annotated as E3 ubiquitin-protein ligase Topors-like. The transcript has 5 exons. The record is from RefSeq and is a predicted model, not a curated record. Gene Ontology annotation, molecular function: ubiquitin protein ligase activity; metal ion binding. NCBI's taxonomy places the organism in Eukaryota, Metazoa, Arthropoda, Insecta, Lepidoptera, Pieridae. Gene Ontology annotation, biological process: protein polyubiquitination; protein monoubiquitination. The coding region runs from base 155 to 2215 and encodes 686 amino acids.